CGACAUGGACAUCGCACUAUGGCGACCAUCACACUUUGCGCGAGCAGCGUGCUAAGCGUGAUGCAGCAGAUACCGUCGGCCUAGGUCGAAUUUCUUCGUCUCUUCCACGUUUCACCCGAAAGAGCCGCCAGCCAUGAUCGACCACAAGCAAAUAUUGUCGCGCCUGACGCUGCGCAAGCUGGAAAUCGAGGCCGCCAUCGGCGCGCAGCAGGAGAUACUGAACGCCAACUCGGUUGGCAUGGACGAACCCCUGGUCGACAACGAAGGCUACCCGCGCUCCGACAUCGACGUCUACAAGGUGCGUCACGCGCGUCACCGCAUCAUAUGCCUCCUGAACGAUCACAAGGCGAUCAUGAAGGACAUCGAGAAGAGCCUGCACAACUACCACGCUCAGAUGUCGCGAAACGCCGCCUCCGAGAACGGCGGGGGCCCGGCGACGUCGUCUGCGGCGCACCACGAGAACGCCGCGACGCCGUCGCUACCGUUCGCGGUCGUCGCUAAGGUCGAGAACGGCUCGCCCGCCGACGUGGCGGGCCUAUACGCCGGCGACAAGAUCGUCAAGUUCGGCUCCGUCAACGCGGGAAACUUCAAGGACGUGACUGACAUCGCCUCCGUCGUGCAGCACAGUGUGGGCAGGCCCGUCAACGUGGUCGUUAAACGCAACGCCGAUUCCGUGUCUCUCGUGCUGACGCCCAAACAGUGGCACGGCAAGGGACUGCUCGGAUGCAUGGUCCUUCCAAUGUCGUGAGAAAAAAAAAAUCGCCCCGUGGUCCUGCUUAGUGACGGCGGACGAAAGCUCUGAAGGAAACUCUACGGUCUAGAAGCAACGGGCACUGCGUGUCGUAUUCAUCUAGCGUGUGUAAUUUGUAGACCAUGAAAUUAAAAGCGCAGCUGAACAGUGAACACAUGUACUGAUCUAAGAGCAAAAAUUCUCUGUUGUAGGCACUUUCAUAGUGUUCAGUGUAACCCCUCUUGCCAUACUGAACAGUUGUCAAGAAGCUCUGCGAAGGAGCAACGCGAAGGAUAGGCUCAGUACUUAUCGAGAACACUGAUCACAUCGAUUAUCAGCAAUGUGACUAUGCGCUCUUUUGGAACAGCAACAAACUGACGCAGUGUGCACCAAUAAAGAUGAAGAAUUGAAGCCAUGAAUGAGAA
Molecule: messenger RNA, 1155 nt
Organism: Rhipicephalus microplus (southern cattle tick)
Lineage: Eukaryota; Metazoa; Arthropoda; Arachnida; Ixodida; Ixodidae
Product: 26S proteasome non-ATPase regulatory subunit 9
Biological process (GO): proteasome regulatory particle assembly
Cellular component (GO): nucleus; cytoplasm
Molecular function (GO): protein binding
Source: RefSeq, a predicted model, not a curated record